Culicoides brevitarsis is the source of this 2838-nucleotide messenger RNA. RefSeq names its product vam6/Vps39-like protein (gene Vps39). Gene Ontology annotation, biological process: intracellular protein transport; autophagy; vesicle-mediated transport. Gene Ontology annotation, cellular component: cytoplasm; membrane. The record is from RefSeq and is a predicted model, not a curated record. Gene Ontology annotation, molecular function: protein binding. NCBI's taxonomy places the organism in Eukaryota, Metazoa, Arthropoda, Insecta, Diptera, Ceratopogonidae.
AUUCUUAAUUUUAUUGAAUUUUAAGCCAAUUUCGCAUAAAUUUAAGUGUAAAAAAGCCAAAAAAAGCAAAAAUGCCAGAUGCCUACAAACUACACCCUCCUUUAAAGAUCCAAAUCCAGAUAGAAUCCAUUGCUGCCUUCGAUAACAACGUCAUUCUCGGCACUCGUCAAGGCCAUUUGCUGCAAUAUUCGAUAAACUCAAAGCCAGAAAAUGAAAAAAUCGACUUGCAACUGCUGCAAUACAACAAAACUUUCAGCAAAAAGCCAAUCGUGCAGCUGGAAGUCAUUCCGGAAUACAAAAUUCUCUUCAGCUUGACCGAUAACACGAUCAACGUCAACGAUAUCAGUCGUCACAACUUUCCGCUUGUGCAUGUGGCUCAAAACAAAGGAGCAACCGCUUUCGCGAUGGAUGUCCAAAAAUCCACAAGUUUGACGGGCGAAUUGUCACUCGUUGUGCGAAUGUGUUCGGCAAUUAAGCGAAAAUUGCAGUUGUGGUAUUGGAAACACGAUCAACUCUUGGAAUACGGACGAGAUAUCGAGUUAUCUGACGUGCCGAAAGUCAUUUGUUGGUCCGGCAACACAAUUUGCAUCGGAUUACGAACGGAAUAUGUGUUGUAUGACUUGUCCAAAGGCAAUCCAACGAAACGAGAUUUGUUUCCGAUCAGUUCAACACGAACCAUGGAUCCUUGUAUUUCGAUUUUGAGCGAUGAAGUGUUCGGAAUUGCCAAAGAUGAGUUUAUGAUAAGUAUUUAUGCGAACAGUCAAGGCGAUCAAGAACUCCCCACGGAAGGACAGUACGAUCCAAAGGCUGCGGAAGUGAAUGAGGCAUCCGACAAGCGAUUUGGAACGCUUCAAUGGACAGAACCGUUGCAGCAACUUGUCUGGGAUGAGCCUUAUUUGACGGGACUUGUCACAGAUUCGCUGGAAAUUCGAGUUUUUAAUGCACCGGGGGAUGUAACGGACAAUUUGGUGCAAAAAAUCGACGGAUUGAAUCAUGUGCGGUUUUUGGUCAAGGGAACACGAGGAAUUUUGUAUGCGGCAUCCGCUUCGCAAUUAUGGUGCAUUGAAAUGCGUGAUAUUCAACAGCAACGAGAACAAUUAUUGCAAGAGAAGAAAUUUCAACUCGCUUUACAACUUACCAACAUCUCGAAUGAAAGUCCCGAUGACAAGCAGGAAAAAAUUAAUGAGAUUCAAACGUUGUAUGCCUUUGAUUUAUUCACCAAAAAGGAGUUUAAGCGUUCCAUGAAGGAAUUUUUCGUCUUGGGAACUGAUCCGAUUGAAGUUAUAAACCUUUUUCCUGAACUCUUGUCCUCCGAUGGCACUAAAAAAGGCGAAAGCAUGGCUGACAAACUUGAAGAUAAGGAACUCGAACAAGGAUAUCUCGCCCUAAUCGACUAUUUGACUGAAUGGCGACAGAAAAUGCGCAAAGAAUCUGCCAAUAAUUCGAGUAAAAUGACACAAAAAGGUGCAAAAACUUUAUUAUCCAUCAUUGAUACAACUCUGCUGAAGUGUUAUCUCCAAACAAACGACUCUUUGGUGGCUUCUGUAUUACGUUUGAACAACUGCAACUUGGAAGAAUCGGAAAAAGUCCUCAAAAAACAUCGAAAAUACGGCGAAUUAAUCAUCUUGUAUCAAACAAAGAAGCAACACAAGUCCGCUUUACAACUUUUACAAGCGCAAGCUGAGGUCCAAGGCUCCGUUUUGUUCGGGCACGAACGCACUAUCCAAUAUUUGCAACAUUUGGACUCAAAAAAUAUCGAUCUCAUAUUCGAAUUUUCCGAUUGGGUCUUGAAAAAACAUCCCGAGGAUGGUUUAAAAAUCUUCACGGAAGACGGAUUGCCCGAAGUUGAGGGUCUUCCGCGUGCCAAAGUGCUCGAUAUGCUCUUGCAAAAGCACAAAGACCUCGUAAUCCCGUAUUUGGAGCAAAUUAUUCAUGGGCCAUGGAACGAAAGUAACGGCAUUUUCCACAACAUUCUCGUUAAGCAGUACAAGGACAAGGUUCUUCAGUACAAAAAUGACGAAAAAAGUGAAAAUCGUGCUCAAUUAGACAAGUACAGCAAGAAACUCAUCAAGUUUUUAAGAACUUCAAAUCAAUACAGCCCGGAUAAAGUCCUCAUGGAUUUUCCUACGAACGAUUUAUUCGAGGAACGCGCGAUAAUUCUGACAAAAUUGAAGAAAUUCGAGAAAGCUUUGACGAUUUACGUGCAAAUUCUCGGCGAUAUCGAACUCGCUGUCAAAUAUUGUGGCGAAGUUUAUCACGCAGACAUUCCCGCAACGCAUUCAGUUUACACGAAUUUGAUCAAAAUCCUCCUGAAUCCGCCAAAACAGUCGCCUUACAGUGAAGUUCCGCUCCAUAUUCGGUGCUUGCAACCCGAUGUCGAAACAGUUUUGGAUAUUCUUGAACGUCACACGGACAAAGUUGAUGCGGAGGAAAUUCUAAAAAUGUUACCGAACGACAUUCCCCUCAUGCGAUUGAAGAAAUUUAUCGAAACCGCGAUGCAUUUGUGUCUCGAACGCAAACGACGAAUCCAAAUCCACAAAGGCUUGUAUUACGCAGGGCACUUGCAGUUGCAGGAACAACGCAUAAAACUGGAAUCGCAACAUUUUACACUCACCGAAUUAAGCACGUGCUCGAAUUGUUGCAAGAAAUUCAGCAAUCAAAGUGCGCUGGUGCGCCUUCCGAAUGGAAACUUGGUGCAUUAUUCGUGUCAAUAGUUUAUUUAUCGUAUAAUUCAUAAAGUAAAUGUAAAUGAUUUGUAAUACUUUUGACUUGAUAGAAUACAUGGCGAUCAAUUAAAAUUAAGUAAACUCAAGAAAAAUAUAACACUGAAAAAAGUUU